Phragmites australis (common reed) is the source of this 962-nucleotide messenger RNA. RefSeq names its product selT-like protein. Gene Ontology annotation, cellular component: endoplasmic reticulum membrane. Bases 77 to 748 code for a protein of 223 amino acids. Gene Ontology annotation, biological process: cell redox homeostasis. NCBI's taxonomy places the organism in Eukaryota, Viridiplantae, Streptophyta, Magnoliopsida, Poales, Poaceae. Gene Ontology annotation, molecular function: thioredoxin-disulfide reductase (NADPH) activity. The record is from RefSeq and is a predicted model, not a curated record. The transcript has 4 exons.
GCUUCGUGCGGUCGUCGUCAAGUCCCUUCUCUUUCACCAGUUCCUUUUCCCCCCGAAGAGGAGCAGCGCAGCCGCCAUGGACCGCGUCCAGCUCGUGCUCCUGGGCCUCCCCAUCCUCCUCUUCUGCUCCGACGUCGUCACCCUCUUCGCGCCGUUGCCGCCGCCGGCCCCCCAGCCCGACCACCAGCAGCUCCCGGCCCCUGACGCCUUCCAGCCCGACGACCCCUCCGCCUCCGACGCUACCAUACAGGAGCCGCAGGUGGAUGGACGUGGCUCCGGCACCACCGUCGAAUUGAAGUUCUGCGCCUCCUGCUCGUACAGGGGAACUGCAAUGACCAUGAAGCGGAUGCUGGAAACCUCAUUUCCUGGGAUUCAUGUUGUCUUGGAAAAUUACCCUCCACCCUUUCCCAAGCGCACACUCAGCAAAGCUGUACCUCUUCUUCAAGUUGGAGCCAUGGCAACAUUAAUGGCUGGGGAUCAGAUUUUCCCUAGAUUUGGAAUGGUUCCGCCUCCAUGGUACUACUCACUGCGUGCUAAUAGAUUUGGAACGAUGGCAACAAUCUGGCUGUUUGGCAAUUUCGCUCAGUCAUUUCUACAAAGUUCUGGUGCCUUUGAAGUUUACUGCAACGGGCAACUGGUUUUCUCAAAAUUGUCUGGACAGAGGUUUCCUAGUGAGCUUGAGCUACGGGAUCUCAUUGGCCAAAGGUUACCAGACUCUCAAUUUGGGGAAAAUCUGGAAAAUGUCUAGUCUUAGAUGAUGAUGAUGCCAAGGGACCCUUUAUCACCCACUUUGUUACUAAAUAGGCAGAAUUUCUCGAGAGUUUUACGGCUUAUUGUCAAAAAGACACACAAUGUCUUAGAAUUGUAGACAUUAUUCCCACCUUUGUACAUAACGUUUUACCAUGAUUAUGUAAUAACAAAGUUGACACCAUGUUAAUUCAAUGUUAUCACAGAUUGCAAUA